Messenger RNA from Larimichthys crocea (large yellow croaker), 2166 nucleotides. It is a transcript of the gene osr1, whose product is annotated as odd-skipped related transcription factor 1. NCBI's taxonomy places the organism in Eukaryota, Metazoa, Chordata, Actinopteri, Sciaenidae. Gene Ontology annotation, molecular function: DNA-binding transcription factor activity, RNA polymerase II-specific; RNA polymerase II transcription regulatory region sequence-specific DNA binding. Gene Ontology annotation, biological process: urogenital system development; embryo development; regulation of transcription by RNA polymerase II. Bases 771 to 1574 code for a protein of 267 amino acids. The record is from RefSeq and is a predicted model, not a curated record. Gene Ontology annotation, cellular component: nucleus. The transcript has 3 exons.
AAUAAAAAGAGCUGUACAGAUGCAUGCAGGGAAUUCACCGUAUUCAUUUUUCACAACUUAUCAUAAAUGAAGAUGAUUUUUACAAACACAUUGUAUGCAUGUUCAUAUAGAACAGAGGCUGCAGGACAGACAGACAGAGAGAGAGAGACGUUCUGCACUGACAACAUGUUUCAUAAAGUAAAUCCUCCUCAAACUUUCUAACUUUUUGGGGGUUCAUUGGAGCCGUGCGCGCCGCCGCUCCGUGUCCACUGUGCGCCGUUAAACACAGCACACAUAAGGCUUUUUUUUCCUGGCUGACAGCGCAGGAUCAUAUAGCAGCGAUGAUCUCCUGUUGUGUUGUCUUGCGUUGUAUGUGGGCUGGCUGAGUGACGCGCCAGUACGAGUCGGACUAUGCGCUGCAAUAAAGAGGCAGCGGCAGCUGAGAGCAGCAGAACAGUGGAGAGGAGAGGAGAGGAGUCCCGACACCGCAGCCACACCAUCACGACGCAUUACACCGCGCAGUCACACACACCGCACCUCACCGCAGAACGCCACGCACCGCCGUGCCUGCUCACGCCUGCAGCCACAGUGCCUUGAAACUCACUCAGGAGGAAACCAGCAGCAGCGCAGGAGGAACAUGCUGCCGUCUCAUUAACUCAUCCACGCCGAUAAACAAAGGCCGGUCAACGGGCUCCAACACCCUGAACCUCCGGCGGGACCCCCGAGCUGCAGAGGGAGAAUUAAAAAAAAUAUUUUAUUGCAGAAGUCCUGUUGGAUUUUGUGAAGCAGCCAUGGGCAGCAAGACUCUGCCAGCACCAGUCCCCCUCCACCCGUCCCUCCAGCUGGCCAACUACUCUCUGCUCCAGAGCUCCACAGGCCUCCAGCUGCCAGCAGAUCAUUUUCACAGCAUCUACAGCUUCAGCGCCCUACAUGCCAUCCACCUUCAUCAGUGGACCCUUGGCUACCCACCUUUGGCCCUGCCCCGCUGCACCAUCUCCAAGCUGCCUGGCCAGUUCUCCUCCAUGGCCUCUAUACCCAUAUUCCCUCACCUCCUGCAGCCCAAGCAGGACUCGGCGGGGCUGCUGCAGAUCUCUAAAAACAAGCCCCGCUUUGACUUUGCCAAUCUGGCAGCAGCAGCCACCCAGGAGGACCAUCUGAAGGCGGAGGACCUGAGCAUGGCGGGCGCUGCUGCCGCUGCACAGGCAUCGUCUCACCACCCGACCUCAGGUGGCCUGGGAUGUCUCCUGGAUGUGACGAAACUGUCCUCCCCGGAGCGCAAGUCCAGCCGAGGUCGACUGCCCUCUAAAACCAAGAAAGAGUUUGUCUGCAAGUUCUGCGGCCGCCAUUUUACCAAAUCCUACAACCUUUUGAUCCACGAGAGGACGCACACGGACGAGAGGCCAUAUACCUGUGAUAUCUGCCACAAAGCCUUCAGAAGACAGGACCACCUCCGGGACCACAGGUACAUUCAUUCCAAAGAAAAGCCCUUCAAGUGUCAGGAGUGUGGGAAGGGCUUCUGUCAGUCCAGAACUCUGGCUGUCCAUAAAACAUUACACAUGCAGGUCAAGGAACUGAAGCCAGCCAAGAUCAAGUGAUUGACUCUGCCAGCAGGGAAGGGACGGGGACACUGGAAAAACAAGACCAAAGACAACAACAGUCAAAGAACAACCAAAGACUUUUUCAUCUCAGCUGUCGGAGGUUGAGCCCUCUGCUUCGAUGGGAAUACUCUUUUUUUCAAGGAUGAAAUAUUUCACCAGCCAGUUCUUAAAGAAAUAAUGCAGAAAUAUGCCUUAGUGGAGAAGUGUAAGCUUAGUUGUCAAAGCCUGACUUGGCAAAGAACCCAGUGGAUGUGUGGAAUGUGAAAAGGAUUUUAAGAAAAAAAAAAAAAAAAAACCCUUGUGGCUGCUCAGUGCGAAUACUUAGCUCAGAAGCUUAUAAUCCAAAGACUUUAUGAAAGGGACAUGACUCUUAUGCAAUUAUUUUUUUUUUUUUACAAAAACUGAGAAUGAUCCAAGCCAUGUUAGCAUAGACACAUUUUCCUCCUUUCAAUAUCACAUUCCAAUGUUAUUUUUGUACAGAUACAUUAUAUCAAGAAAAUGUAUUUUUGCACUUUAACCUGAUUAUUGAUUAUUUACAUAUAUCACUGGAUUUCUUAAACUUAUUUUCAAAAUGAAUAAUCAUUUCUAA